This is a messenger RNA of Trichomonas vaginalis G3, 327 nucleotides long. RefSeq lists its product as uncharacterized. The transcript has a single exon. The record is from RefSeq and is a predicted model, not a curated record. Bases 1 to 327 code for a protein of 108 amino acids. NCBI's taxonomy places the organism in Eukaryota, Parabasalia, Trichomonadida, Trichomonadidae.
AUGUCCGACGUCCCACCAACCGAGUCCAUUCCCAAACCAGAGGAACCUAAAGCACCAGCCCCUGCACCUCAGUUCCAGCAAGUCCAAUCUCAAUCCAAAUCGAAGAGAGACCAAGAGUUCGAAGAAGGUCUGAACCGCUUACGCAAAGAGUAUGCUACAGCUCCAACCCUUGGUUGUUCCAGCAAUUCCAAUUCCAGUCCAAAUUACUACCAAUUCCAAUACAAAUCGAAGAGAGACCAAGAGUUCGAAGAAGGUCUGAACCGCUUACGCAAAGAGUAUGCUACAGCUCCAAUUGAGAGAAAGUUGUUCCCAGACCAAAAAAUAUAA